GGGGUUCGUGAAGGCAGUACAGGUCCACCCGGUGGUGCUGUGAUAUUGAGAGGUCAUACAUUUUCAAAUAACAGGAGAAAUCAGAACAGAAAGCCAAGAUGUCUGGAGAACUGUCCCUUAACAUAAACAUCAAGGAGCCAAGAUGGGACCAAGGCACAUUCAUGGGGCGCGCCAAGCACUUCUUCAUGGUCACAGAUCCCAGGAACGUCCUGCUGUCCUCUGAGACUCUGGAGGAGGCCCGAGUGAUCAUGGAGGACUACAGAGCUGGAGUUGUGAAGCCUGGCCUGACGGAGGAUGAGCUCUGGAGAGCAAAGUACGUCUACGACUCUGCCUUCCACCCCGACACUGGGGAGAAGAUGUUUGUGAUUGGUCGGAUGUCUGCUCAGGUGCCAAUGAACAUGUCCAUCACAGGCUGCAUGCUCACCUUCUACAGGACUACUCCAGCAGUGGUGUUCUGGCAGUGGGUUAACCAGUCCUUCAACGCCGUCGUCAACUACACCAACCGCAGUGGAGACGCCCCCAUGACCGUGAACCAGCUCGGUGCGGCCUACAUUAGUGCUACUACUGGUGCCGUAGUCACUGCCCUGGGGCUCAAGUCCUUAGCUUCGCGUCUCCCACCAAUCGUCAGCCGGUUUGUCCCUUUUGCUGCUGUUGCCGCUGCCAACUGUAUCAACAUUCCCUUCAUGAGACAGAGGGAAUUGAAGUACGGUAUCCCUGUGACAGAUGAGAACGACAACAGGUUAGGAGAGUCUGCCAGUGCUGCCAAACAGGCCAUCGUGCAGGUGGUGGUGUCCAGGAUCGGCAUGGCAGUGCCUGCGAUGGCCAUUCCCCCUGUAAUAAUGAAUGCUCUGGAGAAAAGGGCUUUCAUGAAGCGGUUUCCAAUUCUAAACGCUCCUGUCCAGGUGGGGCUCGUCGGCCUGUGCCUGGUGUUUGCAACUCCUCUUUGCUGCGCCCUGUUCCCUCAGAAAAGCUCUAUGAGUGUGAGCGGGCUGGAACCAGAUCUGCAGGAGAGGAUACGACAGACCAGUCCUCACACCACCACCGUCUACUUCAACAAGGGCCUGUAGGAGCCGACAACUCAUCUCCACUCAUAUGCACAAGACAAGCAGACACUCACACAUACAACGCACACACUCACACAUCUGUUGUACUCUGGGCACAAAUGGGAGUACAAAACAAAAUUUAUUUAUGCAUAUUUUGUUUUGUUUGUGGGUAUUGCUACAUUUUUUUUUUAAAAAUUUGACUGCAUGGAGGUGCUCCAAAUCUAACAGUGGAAGGUUACUAUUAUAUGAAAAAGAAGAUUCAUUGAAAGGAAAAUGAAACACUUUGAGAAGGAAGAUUGCUGACAGUUCUCUGUGUACAUAGAUGACACUCCUUAGGAAAGGAAAAUUGACUUCUUUUUUUUAUUUUUUGUUAUUAUCGUGUCGUGGUGUGUUUUGUCUUCCACCGCUCAAAGCUGCAUAUUGGGUGGCAGUUCAUGAAGUUACUGAUUUGUAUUUGACUCACCAAUAUUUCGUUACAUUCAGGUUUUACGUCCUGAUAAAUUACUUGUAAUUCCAGUUUAAAACUAAGGCUCGUGCUUGUAAGUCGUGCGUGUAAUUGCUUUUGAAUGUAACUUAUUUGCCUUGUGUCGCCGCUCUUUAUAAUUCUAGCUCAGUCAUUGUCACAUUAUUCUUCAAAAGUGACAUAGAAAAAAAACUUCACACUGAAUAUGGUAGAUUAAAUUGUUGCCCCCAAUUCCUUUAAUCCACUGUGUAGUUGCGCCAAAAAGAAAAGUAGCUCUAAAUAGUGCGACCCUUGAUGAAUUUUCUUCUGUUUCGUUGUGUUUUUUGCCUCUUGUUAACCAGUGCUGCUUUUUACUCUCUUCCACUCUCCUUUAAGUGUACUUAUGCCCCUUCGUAUUGUCAGACCAGCUAAUCAGGUGCUAGAUAAAUAUAUAGAGAAAAAAUUAAACGGCAAAAGCUUACAAAGCACAGCCGUAAGUGCAUGAGUGAGAGGGGUUUUUAUCAACAUGAAUACGUACUGUGGCAGCCUGUUUUUCAAGAAUUUAUUUUUUUUAGUUGUUUUAGGCGAUAGUGCUUGUUUGGUGGUGGUGUCUGGUGGAGAGGAAUAUGCUAUGUUGUCUGUACAUUUUAUCUCUAAGAUGAAGGAGGAAGAAGACGAUUUUCCUUCCAAGUUUGACCGUUUUUAUGUUUAAAUGCAGUGCAGACGAUGAUAUUUUGUCGUUAUCGUGGUAAAACUUGAAACCUGAAAAAUUGCAAGCUAAAAGAAAUCUGAACUGAUAUCAAGGUAACACUGCCUAUUUUCCGUUCUGGAAAGCUGGGAAAUGCAGGGUUUUUAUUCGAACUAGCUGCCUGCACAAUUGCGCUAGAGCCAUUGAUGUCCUGUUGUACCAAAUGAAAGUAGUAAAUGUUGUGUGACAAAGUCAUAAUACUAACUGCCUAUGUGUAGGUCAGGGGAGCAGGCAAUUGUGUGCACAGUGUUUGGUGUUGCUUUGUUGAAGUGGACAGAUUGGCUGCGUUUGAGCGUCUCUGAUCAAAAUCAUUCACAUUGAUGACCAAGCUCUCCAAACACGCAACUGUCCAGUGUGGUUGUGAUAGUGAUGUUGGUGUAAGUUAAGAAAUAGUUGAAUUUAUCACAGUCAUCUGUCUGGAUUAUAAAAAUAAGUAUAUUUUUCUUGGAUAUAUUUCUAUAUACAGUAUAUAUAUAUAUGUAUAGGAUGUAAACUAUAUGAAGCACAUAUGCAUGAGGGAUUGAGAGAUUUUAAAUGACACGUACGCCUCUGUUAGUGAAUCCACCAGAUGGCCCCACAUAUGCACUGGAAAACAAUGUCUGCUGCUCAUAUUGCAGGAGUACAGAGUGUAAUUUAUUGCAAAUGAGUAAGUGCACCUCUUGCUUUAGGGCUAAUAAGUCCUCAGAUUAGGGGAGUGUUCCUCUCGUCGGACUUAUCUCGAAACAGAGUCACAAAUUUACCAACGACGAUUCGAUGUUUGUGUGAAGUGGUGUUUUUAACGUAUGUUGCUCAAAACGCGUAACCCACAGUAGGAUUGUAUAGACCAUGUUUAUGUUCAAAUUCAUCUCCAUCAAGUCACUAGAGUUUUUGUUGGGCAAGUCUGUUGCUGCACAAUCAUGCAUUUAAAGCAAAACGAUUGUGGAUGUUAAGGGACUGUAGCAACUGCACAACUAUUGCAUUUUUUAUAAAUGAACUUCUGUACAAGCAGAAAUACAAAAUGAUUGUGGUUAUGUGUGAUCCUAAAAUGUUGCAGUUUCAUUCAAGAUUGCUUUUGGAAAAUGUUGCCACCUGAAAUUCACCAGAAUGUGGAUGUCCUGUUCCUUUUUAACAUAUCUUGUUUUAGAACGAAACACUUUUUUUUUCAUCUGCUUGCUUACACUCCAUUGUUACUCAUAUUUUUGAAGAAACGUUUAAAGAGCCCAUAUUAUGCUCUUUGGAUUUUUCUCUUUUCUUUAGUGUGCUGUUGCUUUUUUGUGCGCUGAAAAGGUCUGUAAACUUACACAACCGCCAAAGGAAGUUAUUCUCUCACAUAGGAAACACUGCUCCUUACCUGUCUGAAACACCUUGUUUGAAGUAUAGUUGUUUCUCUGUUACUUAUCUACAUCAUCAUGUAACACAUUGGCAUAACGCCUGUGUAGCUGCUAGUUUAGGAUGCUCUCAAACAAUGUGCAGCCUGCCUAUACUCAAAUCUGAACGUAGCAUCAACAUAGUACCACGUUUCAGCCUUUAGUCGGGCCAGCUGACCAAUCAGAGCAGACUGGACUUUUGGGAGGGAAUCCUUAAAGAGAUGGAAGCAUAAACAGAGCAUUUCAGACACAUGGUGAGGAGAGGUGCUGCUGCAAUAUACAGUAGGAAAAAAAGUUUUUGAAUGCUAAAAUAUGUAAACAUACACUAGUAGACUCCUAAAAUGAAAAAAAAAACCACUCCUGUAGGUUUGCAUAAUAUGGGUUCUUUAACUCCCUAAUGUCCCAUCCAUGUAAACAGACAGCCGUUACUGUUUAUGUCCCUGCCUACAGGUGCUUGAAUCAAACACGACUCCUGCUUGCAUGCACUGCAGGACAGUGUCACAGAUUCGGCAUCAUUUCUGUAUUCUGAUGUUUGAAGUGCUUGCAGCUGUGCUACAGUGCUGAUGGUAGUUACUGUGUGUUCUGUUUAAGGUUUGCUGAAGAUAAAACUGCACUAUAUAACCUUUGCCGUGCUGCUGUAGGAGCUAGCUAAUUUUGUGUUGCUAUUUAUAAAGAAGGGUUUUCAAGUAUACAUUGAAGAUUGUGAUUCUUUGUCGUGCUGGAUGAUGUUGAUUAAAUCACAGUCAUGCGGCUGCUAAUUCAUAAUUCAUUCAUGGUCUGGCAGCUUUCAGUGCUCAUAAUCAGGUAGCUUAGUUUCUGCUUCUUUUUUUUGUUUUUCCUUUGUGUUUUUCUACUCUUGGAGUUAUGGUGUGGAAAUGUCAAGAACAAAACUGAAGGGUUUGAUUCAGCAUUCAAAUACAUUUGUAAACUUGCAUCUCAGCUCGUGACUGGACUGUACCACCGUAACAUGUCGCACCCAUAGAUCUAGCCAAAGAUGAGACGGGUAUGAAUCGUGCGGGAUUAAGAAGAUGAAGGAAGUGUGUAGCUUUUAAAGUUUUUGUUUCAGCUUUAGCAUGUGGACCUUUUUGCCAGACUUUAAUCAUGGAAGAACAUAUUUUUUUUUACAAAGUGGUCCUCAACUAUGUCAGUGCAACACUCAACAGCACCAAAUUUUUUAAAGAAUGUCACAAAGAAUUAUAAAUACAAAGUUAUGACAUUGAUAUAAAUAAUUCCCAAGACACUUUUUAUGUGAAGUCAUAUUUUUUUGCCAUGGAUUUUAUUCACGUUACACUAAAAUGUCAUAAGCACACUUGUUGAGAACCUUCUCAUUUACAACUUGAGUUGUGUAUGCCAUAAACAUUUUACAUCUUUGCAUACUGAAGGUACAAAUGUAAAGACAAUCUAUGUUAUUGUUACACUCCAUGAAUGUUUUGGUUGUUUCAUGUACAUACAACUUCCAUACGUGUAGACCUGUCAGUAUUGGUGCACAGUGUGUUCUCCCUCUGUUUUGUAUUGUUUUGAAAUAUAUUUCCGUGAUGUGAAAUGUAUUCAACUCAGAGCAAUAGAAUAAAAUGUAUCCAAACCGGUC
This is a messenger RNA of Stegastes partitus (bicolor damselfish), 5167 nucleotides long. RefSeq names its product sideroflexin 3 (gene sfxn3). Bases 99 to 1067 code for a protein of 322 amino acids. The transcript is spliced from 11 exons. Gene Ontology annotation, biological process: monoatomic ion transport; serine import into mitochondrion. Gene Ontology annotation, cellular component: mitochondrial inner membrane. The record is from RefSeq and is a predicted model, not a curated record. Gene Ontology annotation, molecular function: monoatomic ion transmembrane transporter activity. Lineage: Eukaryota; Metazoa; Chordata; Actinopteri; Pomacentridae.